UCAUGGGCAGAGGUUACGGCCAAAUUCAAGGGAAUAUUGAAGAAAUGGGAACCACGGUAUCUAACGUUACGGGGGAAAAUGACGGUGAUCGGGAGUCUGGUGGCUUCGACGCUUUGGCAUGUGGUAAAGAUAUACCCGCUAACGUGUGAAUGUAUUGACUCGCUACAAUCAGAAAUUUGGAAAUUCGUUUGGUCAAAGAAACCGGAGUGGGUGCGUCGGGAAACGUGUAUGUCAGACUAUCUGAAUGGGGGUCUGCGAAUUAUUAAUCUUGACAUCAAAAGCAAAGCAUUGUUGAUUGGUCGUGUUUUCCGAUUUUUUGAGGAGAGUGAGGCACCUUGGAAAGAUUUCAUGCGUUAUUACAUCGGACGGUCUUUAGGCAUAAACGAUAACUCGAGACCAAAUAGCGACAUUCCAACUCCGUUUUAUAGUCAUCUUCUUCGUGUUCUGAGAGAAUUUGCUGUUGAUUUGGGACAACCUUGCACGAGUAAAAUGUAUUAUUUAAACCGUAUUGAAGAUUGUGUUACCCCGGUACAAGCAAGAAGCGAGUUAGCUUGGAAUCAAAGAUUUGGUCCUGGUUUAAUCUGGAAAGAGAUUUGGACAGAUGUCGCUCGAAGUUUCAAUGAUCCAGUGUUACGUGAUUUUGAUUGGCGCGCGGUACAUCGGGUUUUGCCUGUCAAUUUCAGAGUGCAUAAAUGGUAUUCAAGAAUAUCCUCAGCAUGUGCACGGUGUGGUGAAAGAAUCGAAACAUUGGAACACACGUUGAUUCAUUGUCCGAUGGUAAAGGAGCUGUGGAUGUUUAUUCUGAAACUGUGCAAUCAAAUUGAUGCAUCGGUUAUUGGUCUGUCAGAACGGAAUAUGUUGUUGGGUUGUUUCCCGCGAACAAGAACAAGAGACCUUUUGCGUUACUUAAUUAGUGUUGGCAAAUUUUCCGCGUGGAAAGAGCGCGUGUCAUAUCAGUUUAGGAAGGAUGAGAAAAUCAACAGUCUUGUAUAUUUUAGGAAUUAUGUGCGAACUCGAUUAGAAACAGAACAGGGCAUCAUGGGCACGAAAAACUUUGAGUCAAAAUGGUGUUUAAACAAUGUCUUAGCAUGUGUCACAAACGGUAUAAUUCGAACUUUGAUCUAA
Messenger RNA from Paramuricea clavata, 1125 nucleotides. Lineage: Eukaryota; Metazoa; Cnidaria; Anthozoa; Malacalcyonacea; Plexauridae. The record is from the annotation of a GenBank genome assembly.